Molecule: messenger RNA, 603 nt
Organism: Monoraphidium neglectum
Lineage: Eukaryota; Viridiplantae; Chlorophyta; Chlorophyceae; Sphaeropleales; Selenastraceae
Product: Isochorismatase domain-containing protein 2
Exons: 7
Coding region: 1-603 (200 amino acids)
Source: RefSeq, a predicted model, not a curated record
AUGAUGGUCGCAGCGGGCGCAUCACGUAGCACGGGCAAGCUCACCACAGGCUCGACGGCCCUAUUUGUUUGCGACAUCCAGGAGCGGUUCCGCCCCAUCAUCAGUGGCUUCCCCGCAAUUCGGGGUGCUGGUGUUUUGGGUUUGCCCGUGGUGGUGACGGAGCAGUACCCUGAAAGGCUGGGUGCCACCGUCUCAGAGCUCAAGGAGGUGCUGCCAGAGGCCGCGCCUGUCCUGGCCAAGACGCUCUUCUCCAUGGUCACACCCGCCAUGGAGGACUUUUUGUCUCAGAACUCCGCCAUUAGGCAGGUCAUCAUCUGCGGCAUUGAGACACACGUCUGCGUGAUGCAGACCAGCCUCGACCUGCUUGAUCGCGGCUACGAGGUGCACGUCCUGGUGGACGGUGCCAGCAGCCAGAGGCCAACAGACAGGGAGGCGGGGCUCAUGCGGAUGGCCCAGAGUGGAGCCUUCCUGGUGUCGAGUGAGAUGGCCCUUUUCCAGCUCAUGAAGGACGCCAAGGCCCCGGGGUUCAAGGAGGUCAGCGCCCUGGUGCGGGAGCCACGGCCCCAGGACCUCCUGCUGCCGGGGCUGACAGCGCGCCUGUGA